Radiomyces spectabilis is the source of this 1352-nucleotide messenger RNA. RefSeq names its product telomere stability and silencing-domain-containing protein. The coding region runs from base 45 to 1223 and encodes 392 amino acids. The transcript has 2 exons. Gene Ontology annotation, cellular component: nucleus. The record is from RefSeq and is a predicted model, not a curated record. NCBI's taxonomy places the organism in Eukaryota, Fungi, Mucoromycota, Mucoromycetes, Mucorales, Radiomycetaceae.
GGUCCUCAUAAACAGUCACAGUACAACGAAUCACUGUGUGAGUGAUGCUUUGCAGAGUGGCCAGCCAACAUCUUUCCCUAGUCAUGCAUCACAAUUACCAAGCCAUUGUCAACACUUUCGGUGGUUUAGGAACGUUUUGUUUUUCCUUCACCGAUGACGAUGAUCACACGGUCUUGGCUUUGAAAAAGCGUUUAGAAGCCAGUACCAGCAUUACUACAGAAGAGCAACGCAUUACUAGCUUGGGAGGCCGCCCAUUGAUUGAUAGCGAUGAUAUCUUUUGCGAUUCCAGCGAACCUCGUUUUCUCAAUCUUUCUUUGAGAUUACGAGGAGGCAAAGGCGGUUUUGGAUCCAUGCUUCGUGCUCAAGGUGGUCGAAUGAAUGCUCAAAAAACUACCAAUUUCGAGGCCUGCAGAGACUUGCAAGGCCGACGCAUUCGCACAGUCAAUGACGCAAAAAGACUACAAGCAGAAUUGGAUGCAAUUCCUGAACGCGAGAAAGAGAAACGUGAAAAACUCCAGAAAAAAAUCGAAAAAGCACUCAAAGAAUAUGAACCCAGGAAACACCUAUUUGACGACAAUCAGUUCUUGGAAGACCGUGAACAGAUGGUGGAGAACGUUAAAAACGCAGUGGGUGGAUUAUUGAAGAAACAAAAAGUUGACCACAAGCCUGUCAAAGCUGCAGCCAUUAUCUUUGACGAUGAAAUGGAUAGCGAAGACGAGGACGAUGAAGAGGAAGACGACGACGACGAAUUGAAAUAUGACAACGAGCAAACAGAAGUAACGGAAUCAGAAUCUUCUGCUAAGAGAACAAAAACUGAACCGAGUAAUAUCACCACAAGUGACGGGCAAUUUAGCACAGGUGGCAGUUCGAAAGAUAAAGGAAAAGGCAAAGCAUUUGCUUCAAGUAGCAACAGCAACGGAGACGACAACGAUGACGAUAACGGAGAUGAUAAAGACUCCAAGAAGGUUUUAAGCGAUUUCCUUUCUACCAACUACGACGAGGAAUAUGAUAGCGAAGAAGAUGACGAUUUUGAAAUUAAUGAGGAUGACGACGAUGACGAAGAAGAGGAGGAGGAAGGAGAGGAAGCGCUAAGUGACGAAGAUAUUUUAGCUGAACAGGUACAAGCAGACGACAAGCAGGACACACAAAAUGUUUCCGCUUCAUCCUCCAAGGCCAAGGGCGAAGCCAUGCAGUCCAGGAAGCGCAAAGAUAGAGAAGAAUAAUGUUCCAACACCCUCACACUGAUAGCGUAACGUUACAUAUCAUAUGUUGCCCUAUUUCCAUGCUCAUCAAUAAAUAUCCAUUCGCAAAUCGAGCAAUUGCCGUCUCGUAGACCGUGCGUUGAUUUGUUG